Geodia barretti is the source of this 321-nucleotide messenger RNA. The record is from the annotation of a GenBank genome assembly. NCBI's taxonomy places the organism in Eukaryota, Metazoa, Porifera, Demospongiae, Tetractinellida, Geodiidae.
AUGAUACUGGCGUCUCGGGGUGCCGAAGUUUGUGUGUCGGAUAUCGACGCCGAGUCUGCCGAGCAAGUCGCGGCGGAGAUCAACGAGGGUGGCGGUAACGCGUUCGCUACGGGUGGAAAUGUAACCGACAUCGAUUCGAUAUCCGAAGUAGCCCGAACCGCGAUCGAUACGUUCGGCAAGCUCGACAUUGUGCGUGCCCAACGCCGGCGUUCUCGGCGGUCCUACCUUCACGUCGCGGAAAGACUACAUCGCCGAGGACUGGGAUAUGACGUGGGACGUAAACGUACGCGGAGUCGUCAACACGUCGGAUGCGGUGGUUGA